GCAACACCGGCUGGAAAAUAAAAAUGGCUACCACUGUGUGCUUGUUAUUGUUCGUGGAAUUUUAAUAAUUACGAAGUUUUUUGUACAAAAUAAACAGAAGAAACGUACCGCUGUAGCGUUAAUUAAUCGUUGAAAAGCAAGCGCGAAUCUUUCUCAACAAUUGAGUGCGCUUAUCGGUUGCCCGCACGCAAGCGAACCGUGUGAAAUUAAGCCCCCGAAAAUCGGCUGCUCCGAAUGCGUGAAAAUUUUCGAGACCCGCUAAAAAGGCAUUUAAUAUUGCACUGCCAAAUGUGAAAUGGAGAACAGUGGGGGCUAUUAUAACUACGAAUUGCCCUGAACAUUAAUCUGCAGGCGGGCAGGCGAGAUUUUCAGCAGGAAAAGCGCUUGAAAAGUGACGCAGGAAAAUCCCUAUCCGCGCCCCGCACGUGUGUGUGUGUGUGUUGCAGUGCGUGUGUGUUGGUGAGGCUACUACUAAAAAAAGUAAAGAGGAAAAAAAAAUAGUGGAAAAUGCCCAAAAACAAAAGUCGCAGAGGUUAAAAAAACUAGUGGGGGGAAAUAAACGAAAGACAAUAAAUCAAAACCCAUCGAGUGUUAUGCCUAAAAUGCAAUAUUUCCAAUUUCCAAAAGGACGCCACGGCGGUCAAUCGAAAGCUAAAUGCGAGAAUUGAGCAGCGUUCUAACAAUUAAAUAUACGACGCGUGCGAUUGUCGUGUGAUGAUAUGCCACUUAAACAGCAGCUUGAACCGUCACUGGUGCGGAUAUUGGUCUCGCUACCCUGGGAUGCAGCACAACGGCUGCGUCAGCUGGCCAACGAUGGAAAUCCCGAGCUGCGCGCCCUCAACAUUCAGACCGUGCAAUUCGAGGGCGAUUCUGUGAUAAAUUUGAAAGUUGGUGGACAAGAUAUUAAGAUAACCAAGGAUAAUGUAAACGAGACACUUGAGGCGGCUGGCUCGCUUUCCGGCAACAAAAGUGGUCUGCUGGCCACGGGAUUCGAUGGCCCCAGUACCAGCAAGGCGGCCUCCGCCUUCAUGCAACAGCAGCAGCAGCAGCAGAGGAUUCUGCAGCUGCCCCAGAACGAUGCAAUCUCACUCCAGCAAAGAAGAGCGGCGGGCCUUCAAAAGAUUCCCCUCCAGCAGCAGCAGCAGCAGCAGCAACAACAACUGCAGCAGCAGCAGCAACAACAACUGCAGCAGCAGGUGGCUCCCGUGACUCCCGCUGUCUUCAAAUCCCCCAAUACCGUGUGCCCCAUGGAGGGCAAGGUGCCUCUCCUGUUGCCCUCGCCCUCCGCCACACAGAGGGACUUCCCCUUCGAGAGCAUGCGGCAGGCGAGAGUGCUGCAAGGUCGCGAGGCAGGUGGUCUGGGUCCGCCCUUACCACCGCCGCCGCCGCCACCCAACGUGACCCUCAAGGUGCUGAAGACACAACCGCAGGCAGCUCAGAAUGGCGAGCUUACACCAACGACGCCAACUUCGGCCACACCUACGCCGCCGGGUAGCAAAUCUCAAUUCAUCCAGCCACCACCGCCGCCAUAUCCGGGUUUGGGAGCUGCCGGCACGGCCAGCAGCGUCAGUUCACCCAUUGCCAUAGCGGGCGUCAGUGCCAAGCCGGCCAUUGUGACGGCACCCAGCCAGCUGAACCAUCCGCUGGGGCAUCCGCCGCUGCCAACGGCCACGUCGACGGGCAGCAACAACAUUGCCAUAUCGUCACCGCUGCUGGUCAAUCUGCUGCAAAACGACGGCAAUGCCAUGUCGAAUCCGAACCAGCUCAAGUCGCCGCAACAGCAGCAGCAGCAAUCGCCGCUGAUUGGCUUGAGUCCCAGUGGAGCGCAGAUGAUGAACUCCCCCAUGCGGUCCUCCGGUCCGGCGACGCCCAGUGAUUUCCUUAUGGGCGAUGUGCUGAGUCCGGUGGUGCCUUCCUCACCCACAACGCCCCAGGCGGCGGCUCCUCCUUGUCCACCGCCCGUGGUCAUGAGGAGUCUGCAGCAGCAGCAGCAGGCAAUGCUCAGUCCUAGCGGAAAUGGCAAUCAUUUGUAUACUCAACAGCAACAGCAGGCUCAGCAGCAGCAGCAACAGCAGCAACAACAACAGCCGCAAGGACCACCACCGCAUCGCUUUCAGCAGCAACAUCAGCAAAUGUCGCCGCAGGCUGUGGCCAUGCGACAGCAGCAACUUCAGCGCCAACAGCAGCUGCGAUUCAUGCAACCGCAGCAGCAAAUGCAGGGCCAGCAGCAACAACAGCAACAGUUUCAGCCUGCGCCUGAUUGUUUCAACAACAUGGGCAUGAGUCCAAUGCAACAGCAACAGAUAAGACAUCAAUUGAGACCUGGCGGACUGCCGCUGGCUCCUCCGCCACCUCAUCCGCAGCAGCAGCAGCAACAGCAACAACAGCAGCAGCAGCGACUCAUGAGCUUGUCCAUGCCACAGGCAUCACCACAGCAGCAAUUCAUGAGCGGAGCCUCGCCCCUUGGACCCGCCCUCUCGCCCGCCUCCAGCCAUCACUCGAUGCACAGUCCGCUAAUGGCAAAUCAUCCGGUGCAACAGCAGCAGCAGCAGCAACCGCAGAUGGUGUCGCCUGCCCCGACGCCUGGAUCCUCGGCUCCUAGCGAACUGGCGGGAUCACUUAUGCCAGCCACUCACCAUGUACCUGCAGCGCCGCCACCGGAUUACAAUCAGGCGGCAGCCAACUCUCGCUGGCCGUUGGCCGGAAUCAAUAAGCCGAUGGACUCGGCCACGAAGAGCAGUUUCCAGGAGUUUACGCGCUACCAGAUGCAGUACAAUCUUCAGCAGCAGCAGCAACAGGUCAAUUUGCCAGGACAGCCGCAACAGCAGCAGCAGCAGCAGCAGGGACAACAGCAGCAACAGUUGCCGCCUCCCGCGCUGCCGACACAGCAGCAGCAGCAACAACAGCAACAGCAGGUUCAAGGUCAACAGCCACAGGUUGCGGGUCAGGCUCAAGGUCAAGUGGAUUCGCUGAUGUCGCUUUCCGUGCUGGAUGCCUUAACCACAAACGACUUGGACGCCCUGCUGCCCACUUUGAACUGUGAUCUGGACUCGACGCUCAGUCUGGAAGAUAAAAACGAGCUCGAAUCGCUGCUGCAGGAUGCCAAGGAUCUGGAUUUGGAUCUGAUCGAAGACAAUCUAUCGGCAGUGGAUAUGGAUGUGAGGGAUGCGUUGAAUACGCUGCAAGAGACGCCACUGGAACAGCAGCAACCACAGGCGGUGGUUAUGCAGCAGACACCACAAAUUCUGCAAAUGCCCUACCAACAGCAGCAGCAGCAACAACAACAACAACAGCAGCAGCAGUUGCAACAGCAACUAAUGCUGCAACAACAGCAGAGGCAGCAGCAACAAUUGCCGCAGUUGCAACAGCGCCAGCAGCAGCAACAGGUGCAGCGACAAAUGCAACUGCAACAGCAGCAGCAGCAACAACAGUUGCAGUUGGUACAGCGCCAGCAACAGCAGCAGCAACAGGCACAAUUGCAAGUGCAGCAUCCGCAGCAGCAACAGAGACCGCCCCAGAAGCAAUUUAUCAUUAAUCCACACACUGGGGACAUGGAACCAAUGGCCAGCGACGAUAGCGAAACGGAGGCGGAGGAGGAAACGGCACAGCCGCAAUUCCGCAACAGCAACAUGUCCAGUGGUUUGAGCAGCUUCAAUUUUAAUCCCGCCAACGAUAUGCUUCUGCCCAACAAUAUUUUCUCCGAGGAGGACUCGAAUUCGGCGCAACAGCAUCCGAUGGCGAUAAGCAGUGAUCAGGAAAGAUCACGCGAUUCCCUGGCAUCCAACAAAUCGGCCUCCAGCAGAGCCAGGAAAACUCCAGUCUCGAAAGCGAAUCACAGCAACUUGAAUGCGGGUGACAAUUCGCCUCGUUCCAGCAACAGUUCGCCCUUGAUUGGCUUGAAUUCGCCCCAAUCCGUGACAGCCAGUGGAGCGCCCAGCAAGAAGGCCAAGCCGAAUCUGCUGCGCGGAAAGCUGCAGCAGGGCGUAAAGGAGCGCAAGGCCAAGGAUCCCGCGGCCACGCCGAAGCCGAAGCGAGAGCGGGCGAAGGGCAAUGCCAAGACGAAGGCGGCCGAGGAGAAGAUCAAGCUGCGUCUCAAGCUGGACAAGGUGGAAACGUUGCCGGCAGCGGGAGCUGGCUACGAGGGGCAGAUAGUUGUCAAUCAACAGCAGCAACAGCAGACCAUAGUGGUCAAUAAUCACAUGCAACAGUUGCCCAUGCAAACGCAACUGUUGACGUUGCCCACACAACAACAGCAGCAGCAAACGCCACAGUUGCAGCAACCUCAAAUGCAGUUAACCCAACAGCAACAACAACAACAACAACAACAUCUGCCACAGCAACAACCAUCUCAGCUUCAGCCACAACAACAACAACAACAGCAGCAGCAGCAAUCGCUUCAACAGCAACAACACCAUCCGGUCUACAGCAACUUUCAGCAACAGCAGCAGCAGCAACAACAACAACAGGCUGUCCCUGGUCUCAAUGAGCCUCGUGUGCCUCCCCUGCAAAUCCGUUUGCGCGGCAAGAACCAUGUGGUGGUCAAGAAUACGCGAAAAGAUCGAAAGAAGGGACAGAAUCAGGAGGCAACCAUUGAUGAGCGACAGCUGAAGCGCAGCUUUAGCGAUCAGCCGCCGCAGCAAUUGCUCAUGGAUGCGGUGACGGACAACAAGCAGGUCAAGCUGACGCCACCGCCCCACGUCAACGGAUUGCCCAUACUGAUACAGAAGACGACGGCGACGGUGGCACCACCAUCGCAAAUGUCGCAGCAUCUGCAGAGCGGAGGAGCCACGACCACCACCAUUGUGGCGGGCAAGAAUGGACUGACGAUUAGUGCCAUUGUGGAGGCGCACAAGGCUCAGGCCCAAGCGCAGGCCCAAUCCCUGGGUGAACCUCAGCUGAUUGUGGGAUCCACGAACACGGGCACAACGCCCACGUCCACCACACUGCAGCAGCAGCAGCUCAGCAAGAUAGCCACCUCGUUGCCCAGCAGCAUUACCCUGAGUGCCAUCAACAGCAACAACAACAAUAACAACAAUGUGAACAGCGGGAAUAACAACAAUCGGCUGUUGACGAUGAAGAACCCGAUUAAGACUGCCGCCACCAUCACACCCAUUGUGGGUGGCAAGCCGAUGACAAAAAACCAUAAGCCGCCGCCAUACAUCACAGCCGUGCAACAGCUGCAGCUGCAGAAGCAACAACAGCAGCAGCAACAACAGCAGCAGCAACAGCAGCAGCAACAACAGCAGCAGCAACAGCAGCGACAACUGGCGGCGGCCGUAACCAUGUUGCCCAGUGCGACGACCCUCAAGCGUGUGGAGAUCACAAAGGUCCCGCCGCAGGUCACGGCAGAGCAGGCUCCUAGUAUAACCCAAUCCCCAGUAGUAGUAGCACCAACAACAGCAGCAGCAGCAGCAGUCGGAGCAGCAGCAUCAUCAACUCUAGCAACAUCGUCAACGCCCACUACGCAAACAACUCAGCUGAUCUGUGAUAGAAAGUUGCCAGUGGCCAUGCCACCCAUGACCACAGUCAACGUCAACAAUGUGAAUGUGAAUGUGAAUGUCAAUGUGGUGGCCACCAAUGUGGUGAACACCUCGUCGGCCUCCCUGCAGACCUUAUCCUCGGUGUCCACAGCCUCCUCCUCGUCCUCGUCCUCCUCCUCCGCAUCCAUAAUCACCACCUCUACCUCAUCGCCGGCUGCGUUACCCAGCACGUUGCGCAACUCACCCGCCAGCAAUGGGAGUGGGACACCGGGUCACGGCAACAAUGGCGGUGGCGAGGAUAGCGGCAUUGAGUCCAUGGAUGCGCUCUCCGAGAAGAGUCCCCAUCAGCUCUCCUCCAGCAGUCCCAUUCAGGUGACCAAAACGGCGGCGAUGACGAUGGUGUCGCAGCAGCAGCAGCAACAGCAGCAGCAGCAGACGAGCACCAUGGCCACAACAACUGCCACGACGGUGAUGCCACCUGUGAUUGCAACGCCAGUGGGAGCCACUGCAACUGGAGCUGGAGCACCACCUCUAACUGGAGCCAGUUCCCUGCAACAACAGCAAAAACAGCAGGCGGAUGACGAGAUUGAGAAGGCGCUGGCCAAGAUGGAGGGUGACUUUCCCGAGGAUCUCGAGGACAUUGUCUCGUCGAUGAUAAAGGAGACUAGUGAAUGUGCCAGUGCUGCAGGUGGUGGUGGUGGUGGUUACCUAAACAGCCUGGAGAACUCGCUGCCAGCGGCAACUGUUGCGGCAGCAACUGCAACCACAAACACAAAUAGCUUAGGAAGCGUCAAGUUGAAUGGCGAACACCAUAUACUCGAACACGAUGAUCUCAUCAAGAAACUCACAGAGAGCAAACCACCGGCGAUCAAGGUGAAGCUGGAGGAGAUGCCCCCGCUGCUCACAAUCAAAAAGGAGCCGGCGAUUAAGGCGGUAGUAAGUGGGCUUAAAGUGGAGGCCAAGGUGGAGGUCAAAGCUGAACCGAAGGCAGAGCCCAAGUCGGAGGAGAAGGUGCAGGAGAAGCCUCAGGGCGAGUCCAAUUCAGCCUCCCUCCAGCCCAUUUCGAUCGAGAUACCUGCCCAGGUGGAUGGUGAAACGCCGCGGAUUCGGACGCGGGCCAGCAGUCGCCUGGAGAGUCCGCUGGAUGCACCGAAAACGAGUCCCGAUCCCACACUGCUCACUGGAGCCACAGCUGCGACGGCGACGGCAACUGCAAAUACGCCCAGCACCGCCAAGAGUCUAUCCCGCGCCUCCUCCACCGCCAGUCCCCGUGUGGUCACACCCACACCCAAUCACAACAACAACAACAACAGCAAGCGACGGCGACAGGAAUCCGAGUGCGGCAGCAGCAAUGAUGGCGCCGAUUUGGCCGAGAACAGCAUCAAGCGUCCACGUGUGAGCAGCGGUAACGGGAGCACUCAAUCCACCACCAGCAACAAUGCAACAGAAGCUGCCGUCGAGCACAACUCCAGUGCAGGAUUGCCCAAGAAGAUCGAGAUCGAGUCAUCCGAUUCCGAUGAGCCGCUGAUCGAGGUGGCCGGCAAGGUGCGCAACUCCAAACAGGCGCAAGUGGAUGCAGCAGCCGAUGCGGCAGCAGCAGCAUCAGCAGCAGCAGCGGCAGUGGAGAAGCACGUGACGCGGAGGAAUGCACAGCAGCUACAACCGCCACAGAACAAAACGGCCAGCAAUCACGCUCUGUCUGCCACUCCACCACUUGCAACACCGAGGACGGGCAAGGCUCAAGCGCCAAUUGGAAGUGCCACCGCCGGCGGCAGCAGCAAUCACAGCAGUGGGACUUCCAAUAAUCCCAGUGUUGUGUCCAGCACGGCAGUGGCCACCACAACAAUGCCGGGCGGAGCUUUGGUCACCAACAGCCAAACCAACAGCAGCACGAGUGUGGUGCAUGCCACACGAGGAGCCACCGCAGCGGCAGCCAGCACCACCAACAACAAUGCCACCUCAGCCAGUUCGCCCACGGACGAGAAGAUCGGCACUCGGCGGAGCGUGCGAGCCAGUGCGGCUGCCAACAAGAUCAUCUACAGCCGCAGCAAUGCAGCCGCCGCUGCUGCAGCAGCCGCCGCCGCGGCAGAGCCGAAGGGAACGCCUGGCAAGGCGGCAGCAGCAGUUGGUGGCAACAGCGCCGGCAGUGUGGAAAGCGUCGCGGAAGCAAGGCGAAAGACGCGCAGUGCAGUCAUUGGCGAGUCCAUGUUGACCGAGGGACGCCGGAGAAGAACGUCGCGUGACUACAAGUGACCAGAGUUUUGCGCCUUGGCUAAAGGCUUGAACCAUCCGAGCGAUGCGCACGACGACGAUCUGCUGGAGCUAUUCGAAGACUUUGAGCAGCAACAGCAGCAGUCGCAUCAGCCGCAGCAGCAGCAGCAACAACAACAGCAGCAGCAGCAGCUGGAGAUCAACAAUAGCAGCAGCAGCUUUCCUUUAGCCCAGGCGCAGGACGGUGACGGUGACGAUGACGGUGAUGGUGAUGGCGACGAGACCGCCGAGUAUGAGCAUAUGGCGCGAGCAGCCGGCGGCUACAUGGAGGAGGCCGAUCACCUGCUGUCCUAUCACAGCAGCAGCAGUGCCGCGGACGUGGAUGUGGACGAGGUGCUGAUGCCGGAGCUGGCCAAUGCCACGGCCCUGGACUGCGGCAACUUUGUCGACUACGAUGAGUUCAACCUGUGCCUGAACAACAUCCUCAGCGAGGAGGACGACAGUGGCAGUGGAGGAGGUGGUGGCAGCGGCGGGAUGGCUAGCAAACACCAGCCCACGUGGCGCGAUGCCAGCGACGUACUCAACAUCGUGCAGCUAAACAACGAUUUGGGAUUGAGUUUCCAGGAGUUUGCCAGCGAGACGACGACGGCGGAUGAGCAGCGCUCCGCCAGCAGCAGUUCGCCGCAGCUGGCGUAGUGAAGUCGGAUCACGGACGGCUACUUGUAUAUAACACACGCACUGAUACCGAACGCUUUCGUUUGUAGUUCUUAGGCCUAGUUUCCGUUGAGGAUUUUUGUAUAGUUAGUGGUAGCCACAAGUUGCAAUAAUGUUGCGUCUCAAAGCGAGCAACAUCACACCCAGACACACACACACACCCAGACACACACCCCAAACCCACACACACACACACCGCAGACGGACGGUUGCAAGCGCCGAUUAACUUUGUUUACACUUUGUUUUCUGCUCCCCAAAGUCCGAGUUUAUCCGCCUAUAUGCCACCAUUCUCAUCUGGCACUACUGCUAACUGCUAACUGCUGCUCCCCAAGUAUCCACCCAUUGGAAAUGAUUUGCUAGUCAAGUGAAACAGGCAAUUUAAUGUAUAGCUCACAAGAUGAAAUUUUGAACAAAUUAGUUGAGUACGUAUUUGAGAAGCUCCCAUUAACACUAACGUAGAAUAGUUGGCUGAAACUGAAACUGAAACUGAAACAGAAACUGAAACAAAACAAAAAACAUCUCCCCACGCGAACACUCUCUCACGCAUGCAUAGUUUAAUUUGAAAAAUCUUAUUUCCAUGGACCGCUCUGUAAAUAUUUAGAUUCUUUACGAUGCAACAUGAACACACACACAUUUCUAGCUUUAGGUUUUCUUACUUUUACGCGCUGCGCCCAGUCGAAAGUCUAUAAGAAGCUGAUCCAUUGGAUCGAGCAGAUCAGAUCAGAUCAGAGCAGACCGCACGUUAACUUUAGAUUUUAUAUAUUUUUUGUAACCUUCAAACUUAUGAAUACAGUACAUACAGAUAUAGCGUAUUAGUUUCCGUAAGCUUGCGUUGUUUCGAAAAUUUGUUUUUUAGUUUUAAAUGCUCUAGCCUAAGGACAGUAAUCUUAACGAGAAUUCUUUACCACAAUAUAUGCACAUGGAAACCUAUGCAAUAAGUUAGUCAAAAAUGUAAAAAGGCCAAGCACCACAAAAAAUUAUAAACACAGAAACCUACAAAAAAAAAAAAUACAAAAAAAAAAACAGAUCGAAAAAACAUAUAAGGAGAAGAGAAUGGAGAAUAUU
Drosophila elegans is the source of this 9470-nucleotide messenger RNA. RefSeq names its product nuclear receptor coactivator 6 (gene Ncoa6). Lineage: Eukaryota; Metazoa; Arthropoda; Insecta; Diptera; Drosophilidae. The record is from RefSeq and is a predicted model, not a curated record. Gene Ontology annotation, molecular function: peptidyl-prolyl cis-trans isomerase activity. Bases 720 to 7733 code for a protein of 2337 amino acids. The transcript has 6 exons.